Cydia strobilella is the source of this 2417-nucleotide messenger RNA. It is a transcript of the gene Alg7, whose product is annotated as UDP-N-acetylglucosamine--dolichyl-phosphate N-acetylglucosaminephosphotransferase. The coding region runs from base 118 to 1305 and encodes 395 amino acids. Gene Ontology annotation, cellular component: membrane. The record is from RefSeq and is a predicted model, not a curated record. The transcript is spliced from 5 exons. Gene Ontology annotation, molecular function: UDP-N-acetylglucosamine-dolichyl-phosphate N-acetylglucosaminephosphotransferase activity. NCBI's taxonomy places the organism in Eukaryota, Metazoa, Arthropoda, Insecta, Lepidoptera, Tortricidae. Gene Ontology annotation, biological process: dolichol-linked oligosaccharide biosynthetic process; protein N-linked glycosylation.
UACUGUGUAUGCAGCAGUAUGCACUAUUGCUAUUAUUUUUGUGUUAGAAUGUAGAAUUUAUACUGAAUAAUUAAAAUAUUAUAAUUUAAACUAAAACAUAGCGAAUAAAUAAACAAUAUGUGGUCUAUAAUAAUUUUAGUAAUAUUCUCGAUUAUUGCUUUUCUGAUUACCGAUGAAUUGAUACCAAAUUUGAAGGAAUUGUUCAUAAAAGCUGGUUUAGGUGGCAUAGAUUUAUGUAAAACUAGCAAGCAGAAAAUUCCUGAAGCAUUGGGAGUAGUCUCAGGAUGUGUUUUCCUGGUGACAUGUUUCUUAUUCAUACCUAUAGUUUUUGGCAACAGUCUUAUGGACACUGCAAAUUUCCCUCAUAAUGAAUUUGCAGAGUUGUUAGCAGCCCUCCUGUCCAUAUGCUGCAUGCUGCUGCUAGGGUUCGCAGAUGAUGUGUUAGACCUGCGGUGGCGCUACAAGUUACUCCUGCCGACUAUAGCAUCCUUGCCUUUGCUGGUGGUCUACUAUGUCAAUUUCAACUCCACUACAUUCAUUGUGCCAAUACCUUUGAGGCAAUGGCUUGGAGCAUCAAUUAAUAUUGGAUUUCUCUACUAUAUCUACAUGGGAAUGUUGGCAGUAUUCUGCACAAACGCCAUCAACAUCCUGGCAGGAAUCAACGGCCUGGAGGUCGGCCAGUCUGUGGUCAUCGCCAUCUCCAUCAUUGUCUUUGACAUCAUCGAGUUGAGGGGAGACCAGUAUAAGGCCCACACAUUCUCACUACAUAUCAUGAUCCCUUACCUGACUACUGCACUGGCAUUGCUGAAGCACAAUUGGUACCCGUCCAGAGUGUUCGUCGGUGACACGUUUUGCUACGUCUCCGGCAUGACUUUUGCCGUCGUCGCCAUCCUGAGUCACUUCAGCAAAACAGUGAUCCUCUUCUUCAUACCACAAGUCAUCAAUUUCCUCUACUCAGUACCCCAGCUCUUCCGUUUCAUACCCUGCCCCCGCCAUCGCCUCCCUAAAUACAGUGAAGAGCUAGAUUUACUACAACCUAGUAGAACUAUUAUAGUUAAAAAAGAAAUGAAACUAUUAGACUCUUUAAUGCUUGAAAUCUUAACUGUGCUACGCUUAGUAGAUAGAAGAGAAGACAAUGAAAUCAUAACCAUCAACAAUUUGACUUUAAUAAAUUUCUUUUUAAUUAAACUCGGACCUAUGUCUGAAGUAAGGUUGACGACAAAUUUGAUGCUCUUCCAAGUUUUGUGCACUUGUAUAGCAUUUUUAAUAAGAUAUCCAUUGGCGUCAUAUUUUUAUGACACGUAAUUAGGUAAGCAUAAUUUCCAUUUAGUUGUAAGGUAGAUAAAAUACUAAAUGAAUGUUUUGACGAGUGUUGUUUUCGUUACUUUAUUUAUAUUUUAUUAAUAUAUUUUUCAUGUAAAACUGAUCACAAUCGUCGAAACAGUUGAUUAAUCAUAUGUAAACCUUAUUACUAAUGACAUACGGUCCACUAGUAAAUAGUCAAUUGUCAGCGGUUUGAAACGACGUGCCAAAAGUAUCUGCCACCCUCUAAUCAUUUCAGAAUGGAGAUAAAUCUCUACGGUUCUCGUUCAAAAGUAUUUUCCACAGUAAUUUUUCUAUAUAAUAUAUAGUUUGUUUGUUUUUACGGCACUGUUCGGCUGUUUUGGGUACUACGUCGGUGGACAGUGUGGACGAACCAUUAGCGAAUGACGUAGUGAGUGUUGUGUGCAACCCAUCAUGUAACAAUAAUGCCGUAAAUGAGGGUAGUUUCUCGCCCCCCCUGCCGCCACCGGCGCCCGCGCCGAGUCAUCGGGCGCAUAGGGCUGCGGCCCGCAGUCUGCCGGUCCGUCACCGUCAACGCUAGCUCCUGAUGACACUUCUCGGAGUGAAACAUGUCGAGCGUUUUUCGACUUAAAAUACGUGAGUGACCUGUUAAUAUAUUUAUAUGUCUGUGUCUAACGGAAGUUUUGUUUAUGUAGCCUUAUGUCUUUGUAAUAAGGUUUACAUUGCCACUUGACAAUACGUUGUGUAUAAAUGGGUGUAAAUUGAAUUGCCGAGUGAAGAAAUGAGAUGAUAAUUAAUCCUUGUUUGAUCUGAUGAAGUGUUCAAAGAGAUCGAAUAUUAUCUACAAGAUUAAAUAUUAGGCAUGUAAAAUAUUCGGUAUUGACUGAUUUGAGAUAAAUAUUAACAAAAGUAAAGAUUUGUUUUUAUACACCCCAGAUACUAAAAUUUCUAUACAAAAUCAAAUUUAAUACUUAGGUAAUUAACAGUAGAUUAGCCAAUGAAAGUCAUUUUAUUAUCUGGGAUAUAAAAAUAAUGAAAAAAUACCAAACAAAAUAACAUGAAAAGACCACAUAAAAUUGAGAACUUUUAGAUAUAUGUAUAUAUAUAUUAUUUAAGAAGUUUUGCGUGGUUUU